Molecule: messenger RNA, 409 nt
Organism: Octopus bimaculoides (California two-spot octopus)
Lineage: Eukaryota; Metazoa; Mollusca; Cephalopoda; Octopoda; Octopodidae
Product: galectin-3-like
Molecular function (GO): carbohydrate binding
Source: RefSeq, a predicted model, not a curated record
UCCGACUUCUCCUCAAUGCCACAUCAUUAGCGUCGCGCUGUCAGUGUUACUUUGUCAUUGAGCAACUAUGGAAUUGUAUUUUUACUGUUUUGGUUUUCUGUUCAUUGUUUUUGAUGUAUACGGUCUAAAGUGUGAACAACAUACGAAUGAGUUUGAAUGCAUUCAAGAACGUAUUCGCAAGAACUCAUUAGUAAUUGGAGAAUAUAUGAAGUCAGAAGCAUCUACUCAUCCAGUUAUGAUGGAUGCAUAUUUACCACCAGGUAAAAAUAGAAGAGUGACCUUUUUGGGCCGUUUCGUGAAGCCUUGUAAAAGGAAUCAGCAAACCACUUAUUUACUGAUACGUGUUGACGAUUGGUGGACAAAUAAAAGCUUAUUGUGUCCAAAUUUGCUUUAAGCUGGAUUGUGUUAA